AUGUCCCUACUUGUUUCUGCCCACAACAGGACACCGACGCUACAGUCGCCAGCUCUGGCGGCCGAUUGGUUGAACGGAUGUAAAUUUACAUGGGAAACCGCAAGAGGUCUAGCGCCCAAUCGCCUCACAUGCAACCAAUCCUUCCCCACGCAUGCCUGUGUGUUCCCCGUUCCCCAUCCCACGAUCACGACCACGACAAACGACAGCCAAGAUGAUUCUACGGAGCAUUGCACCGCGCAGCUCCAUGCAUCCGCAGAGCACAGUCGCAAAGAGCUGCUGUCCCUCGAGGCCGAGCUCAACUCGCGCCUUCAGCAAUCACUCCCUUCAGCCCAUAGUCCUACCACCCACCAGCCUGCCUCCUCAAUCCCAUCUUCUUCUGUCUCCUCCUCUUCUUCUUCUUCUUCUUCUUCUUCUUCUUCUUCUUCUUCUUCUUCUUCUUCCUCAUUGGCUUCCAAUGUGGCAGAGCAAUAUCACCUGUUCCAGCAGCAAUCCAAGCAAUUGGGCAAGCUCGGAACCGACAUCAGUCCCCACUAUCAGCCUCACACCCUCCUCACGAAUCCUCCCUCGCCCGCCGAUGUCACGCUCGAACUGCUCCUCGCAUCCGAGGCCCACCAAGGCCAUGCCACUUCGCUCUGGAACCCUGCCAAUGCGCGCUACAUUCACGGCAUCAGACAAGGCGUCCACAUCAUCUCACUCGAAGUCACGGCCGCCCAUCUACGACGAGCCGCCAAGGUGGUGCAAGAGGUAUCAAGGCGGGGAGGCAUUGUGCUCUUUGUCGGCACUCGCGAUGGACAGGACCGCGCUGUCGCACGUGCUGCUGAACUGGCCAAAGGCUACCACUUAUUCGAGCGCUGGAUUCCCGGAAGCAUUACCAAUGGCCAACAGAUUCUCGGAAGGUGCAGAAUCAAGGUGGUGAAUGCCAAGGAUGAGGAGGUUCCAGGUUUCGAGGAGCAACUUUACGAGAGGCCCGUCCUUCGACCGGAUCUGGUCGUCUGUCUAAAUCCCUUAGAGAAUUACGUUCUGCUGCAUGAGUGUGCGUUGAACAACAUCCCCACCAUUGGCGUCAUUGACACCAACGCGGACCCUACUUGGGUCACCUACCCCAUUCCAGCAAACGACGACAGUCUGCGUUGCAUCCAAGUCAUCGCAGGCGUUCUCGGCCGAGCGGGCGAAGUUGGGCAAAAGCAGCGCCUUGCUGCCGCCGCCAAGGGCGAAGUCACCUACCGCCCUGCUCAAGGCCUGGUCAUGCCCGGCUCAGAAGACGAGCCCACGAACGCAGCGCCCGAAGAGGUAAAGCCGGAGAGGAUCGCCAGCGCCGAAAUGGGCGAUUCGAAUAGGAGGCUUCGCAUUCAGUCCCAUGACACCAUGACACUGGAUCCUAUCACAUGGGAAAGACUGUCUUCGCCUUGGCAAUCAGAAAAGCGCAAGGGAGAGACGGGAUGGCUCCUUCACUGCACGCUUCCAGGCGCGUAUACCGAGUCGGAUUACAGGCACGAAUCCCACCCACAUGACGUAGAGGAGUAG
Molecule: messenger RNA, 1524 nt
Organism: Plenodomus lingam JN3
Lineage: Eukaryota; Fungi; Ascomycota; Dothideomycetes; Pleosporales; Leptosphaeriaceae
Source: RefSeq, a predicted model, not a curated record